AUGAUCCCUAGACCAAUUCCCGAUGAGAUAUUUCCAAUCACAACAUUUAUUUUGGACCUACCGACUAGUCUCGUUCCGCAGUCCUUCCCAUCGUCAUCUGAAAAUGGCCCUGUUAGCGGACGCUUAGUCAUUGUAGGCGAUGUGCAUGGGAUGAGAAAAUCGCUCGAGGCGCUCCUAGAUAAAAUUGGCUUCGACAAACUCAAAGGAGAUCAUCUCAUACUAACUGGCGACCUAGUCAAUAAAGGGCCCGAUAGCCCUGGUGUUGUUGACUUGGCCAUCAAGCUGGGGGCCAGCGCAGUGAGAGGCAACCACGACAAUGCUGUUCUUACUGCGGCCGCGGAGAUCAAAGCCACAAACGAUAGUCUACUACAAUCUGGACGCUUGACUGGCAGUCGGGCCCUACCAGAAACCCCCGAAGCCGAUGUGCCCAAGGAUACCGUCGAAGACCGCGAGAUCUCUUACAAAGACGCAUCUGCUACCACCGGGGCAGGUAGGAAACAUAGCGCAGCAACGUAUACUACAGCAUUGGCACUUUCGACCCGCCAGCUCGAUUGGCUUGCCGCUUUGCCGUUGAUCUUGCGCGUCAAGCUACCUCCUAACUUGACAUCCUCCUUCGGUGAUACUUUGAUUGUUGUACAUGCGGGCCUCGUCCCUGGUAUUUCACUUGAAGCGCAGGAUCCACACGCUAUUAUGCACAUGCGGAGUCUCGUUCGAACACCCGAUGGCGAGAGUGACUUCGAACCAGCUGAAACCUUCGGGGAAGAAGGCUGGGCGAUGGAAUGGGACCGAUGGCAAGAUAAGCUAGCAUCCAAGACUACUGUGAUAUUCGGACACGAUGCGAAGCGUCGUUUGCAACUGGGAAGGUAUACCAUCGGACUGGAUUCAGCGUGUUUAUACGGCAAUCGGUUAAGCGCGCUUGUGAUUACGGGUUGCGAUGGAGAAACCAAGCACGAGAUUGUUCAAGUCGAAUGUGCUGAUGAGCCUGUGGCACCAACGGGAUAG
Messenger RNA from Aspergillus lentulus, 1002 nucleotides. RefSeq names its product metallophosphoesterase family protein. The record is from RefSeq and is a predicted model, not a curated record. Gene Ontology annotation, molecular function: endopolyphosphatase activity; phosphatase activity. NCBI's taxonomy places the organism in Eukaryota, Fungi, Ascomycota, Eurotiomycetes, Eurotiales, Aspergillaceae. Gene Ontology annotation, biological process: polyphosphate catabolic process. Gene Ontology annotation, cellular component: cytoplasm.